Molecule: messenger RNA, 5790 nt
Organism: Postia placenta MAD-698-R-SB12
Lineage: Eukaryota; Fungi; Basidiomycota; Agaricomycetes; Polyporales; Adustoporiaceae
Exons: 31
Coding region: 1-5790 (1929 amino acids)
Molecular function (GO): hydrolase activity; protein binding; ATP binding
Source: RefSeq, a predicted model, not a curated record
AUGAAGGCGGCCCUCUACUUUGACAGUGCUGAGGGGUUUGGCCAAUGGCGAGUUUUGAUUUCGACUCGAGCAGACAGUCACUUGCGGCAGGCUAGGAAGAAGAACCGUAACUUGUUCGACAUUAUAAUCAAGAAAAUAAAAGAGCUUAGCAGUGGCCAUUUUUCCGAAGACAACCAGAAGCUGCUCACUGGUACUGAGACCGAUGUCCCGAUCUAUGAAGCGAAGAUGACACGAGACUCUCGUCUUGUAUAUCAAAUCGACUGUGUGCCCGAAUUUGAGAGCAAUGUGAGUAUACUCAUAGUGAUCAAGCUCUUCGGGAUCUACACCCAUGCUCAACUUGACCAGCGCUUCUGGGACGGGGUUGGUUAUCAACUAGGUCGCAAGGGCAAAGAAUAUAGGAAGAGGUGCACAUUUCGCAACAGACCAUCAAAGGUGGGAGUACACGCCGGAGUCAUCCUCCCCGCAGAGUUCCCCCCGCCGCAAGAGGCCACCCUGGAGUCGCCCUCUCUCGAAAAAUAUGUGACGUUCUCACAGGUACCUAGUUUCGUGACAUUUGUUGCAUCAACGCUAACGGGAGAUGAUCGUAUACUUGCCGAUGCAGACGUUGCACAUGUUUUCGACGUGUCACCGCUCGAGAAAGUGAUCAUCGAACACCAACAUUCUUGUUAUGUUCUCGGUAGGAGUGGGACGGGAAAAACUACAACAAUGCUCUUCAAGAUGUUGGGGAUUGAGCGGUCUUACCAGCUCAUGCAGAACGAAACUAUGCACAAGCCGCGUCAGAUGUUUGUGACUCAGUCGCGUGUCCUUGCGGAGAAGGUCAAGGACUUCUUCCUGAAGCUGCACGAGUCGUUGUUGAGUGCGGACAAGUCACCCGAAGAGAUCAGAGCAAUUGUUGCUUCCCGACAAGCACAACAGGAACAAGGGCUAGUCGAUCUUGAUGAGGAGAUUGACUGGAGAGGAGAUUUGCCCAAGCGUUACGGGGAUCUGACCGACGAGCAUUUCCCCAUGUUCAUCACGUAUGAUCAGCUUUGUCGUCUCCUAGAGGCAGAGCUUGACAACUCGCCGAACUCCCAAUCGACGAAGCCUUUCGUCCAGAACAUCGCCGAAGAGACCAAUGGCCAACAUGGACUGUCAAACGACUACAUGCAGCAGCUUCGCGCGGCCUUCGUCUCUUAUGGCGUCUUUUUGGAAUCUUACUGGCCUCAUUUCACGCAGUCACUGACGAAGGGAUUGGACCCGGCGUUGGUCUUCGCGGAAUUUAUGGGUGUCCUCAAGGGCUCGGAACAAACAUUGAGCAGCGAUGGUUUAUCCCUCAACAAAGACCAGUAUUCGAACCUCAGCCAUCGUACCCAAGGCACCUUUGUCAAUCAGCGCGAGACUAUAUACAAGCUUUUCCAAGCUUAUACGAAGAGAAAGCGCGACCACAGCCAUUACGAUGCCGCAGACAGGACCCAUGCGAUUCUCAAGAGACUCCGGGACGGGGUGCCAGGACAAUUGGUUGAUUUCAUUUAUAUCGACGAGGCGCAAGAUAACCUACUCAUCGACGCUCUUGUGAUUAGGACCAUAUGCAACAACCCAGAUGCCGGGCUUUUUUGGGCAGGUGAUACAGCACAGACCAUAUCCAUCGGCAGCGCCUUCCGGUUCGACGAUCUGAAAGCAUUCCUUUAUAGGAUCGAGGUAGAUCUAUUGAUAUCUGUUAAUUCCCAUGGGAGGUCCCGUCUGCAGCCUCGAACGUUUCAACUAGCCGUCAACUAUCGUUCGCAUGCGGGGAUUGUGAACUGCGCGCACUCGGUUAUCGAGCUCAUUACCCGAUUCUGGCCGCACGCGAUCGACAAUCUUGCUCCAGAGAAAGGCAUAAUCGAAGGUCUGAAACCUGUCUUCUUCUCAGGCUGGGACGAAGACACGGCACGAUACGAACAGUUCCUUUUCGGUGAAUCUGGAAGUCAGAUAGAGUUUGGCGCACAGCAAUGCAUCCUUGUGCGUGAUGAUGCAGCGCGGGAACGCCUUCGAGCGCAAGUCGGCGACAUUGGGCUGAUCAUGACGUUGUAUGAAAGCAAAGGUCUCGAGUUCAAUGAUGUCCUAUUGUACAAUUUCUUCGCCGAUUCCACCGUCGAUCUCUCUCAAUGGCGAGUCAUUUUGAAUGCACUUCCUGAAGGGCGAAAUGACAAGUACAAGGCCCCAACCUUUGAUGAUACCCGUCACAAUGGCGUGUGUCGCGACCUCAAAUUCCUCUACGUUGCGAUUACCAGAGCACGGAAGAAUCUCUGGAUUGCUGACAGUUCAGACAAAGGCAAUCCCAUGCGAAUCCUUUGGACCAUGAAAGAUCAGAUCCAGAACUGCACCCCAGGAUCCGAUGUUCCUCAGCUCGCGAUGUCCUCAACACCUGAGGAAUGGGCGAAGACAGCUCUAGCGCUUUUCAACAAUAGACGUUACAGUCAGGCCAUGCAUUGCUACGAACGAGCUUCCAUGCCCAGGGAGAAGGCUGUUGCUCAUGCGUAUUUCCUUCGAGAACAAGCCCGCUCAACAUCGGUCAACGCUCAAGAGCAUGGCUCAUAUCGCGAAGCCGCAUUCAGGACCGCAGCUGAUGCGUUUUACGAAUGUGCAGAGUCAGCGGUGAUAGAAAAAAAGAGUUACUUCCGUAUCUCAGCGGAGUGCUACUCGUUGAGUGGCGACGACGGUCUAGCCGCAGCGGCCUACGUGCGAGCUUCCGAGUACACUCUCGCUGCACAGCACUAUCGCAAAGGCGCAAUGUUCGAUGAAGCUGUCGACCUCAUCAGAUCGCAUCGUGAUGUCGUGGAUACAACUAUUGCAGAGUCCAUCAUCGAUGUCUCACGACUUGAAUACUUGAGGGAGCGCAAACUGAAACAAGCCAGAGAACUCUUUGAGACUGACGAGGAGGCCUUGGAAUAUAUGGAUGAUUUCGGUUUGGAUGUAGCUCAAGCAACCCUUUUGGAGGAGCUCGAACGCUUUGCAGACGCCGCUCAACUUCAUCUGGCAGAAGGUCGUACCUUGGAUGCCAUUAAAACACUCCUGCGAGACACCAAUACGGAUUCUCUCCAACUGGCGUGUCGAUACCUACUCGACGGUCUGUGGCGUGGACUGCCCCUUGGCUUGACGCCCCGGUCAGAAUCAGCCAGGGCGAACACCACAUUGACCGAAUUGAUUCGCAUGUCGGCUGACUUCAAUGUUGAUGCCUUGGACGAGCGCACUCGAGAUGAGCUUCUCAUGUUCCGAGCCAUAAUUGCCGAUGAUUCUGCUACGCUUCUGGAAUUGGGAGAACGAUUCUACCGGUGGCACGCGAAUGGUGCAGCUGCGCUGCGAUGUCUUGAUCAUGUCUUCACUGGACUCCCCAAACUACUAGUUGCAUCCGCCCUUGAAGUCACAUCGUCACUGCAUCAAUUCUUGUUGUACGCUCGAUUACUGCAGGGCUUCCUUUCUAAAGCCUAUUCAUGCGACAACGAAGACAUUCAACGGCUAGUUGGCUUCGAGGUCGCCACGGAGGAUUUUUUUCUUGUUCCUCGAGAGACAUACCUAUUCUCUCGUUGCAACCAUCACAGUACGCCUUCUUUACGACCGACAGAUCAGGGAGCACUGGUCCUGCGUUGGGAGAUCGAGAGGCUGUUCAAACAAAUUUUGCGAGGGCGCCUGCACCAGAAGGUUGUCGACGAAAACGACCUGUGUCGCAGGCUGAGAUCGCUGCAGCCUUGUUUAGCUUUCGUCGCAUCCGGACACUGCAGUCGAUUGGCAACUGGAGAGUGCCCCCUGGAGCAUCUGCCAGCGGAAGCGUACAAUUUGGAACUGUAUAAUUUGCGCGUUCGAAUCGUUCUGCAGCAAAUUUUGAUUUAUCAUACCAUAUAUUCCAUCGAACACCCGGCCGAGCUCAGCAGACAACGGCGCUACUGGCUGCGUCGGUUGCAUGAAAUGCUCAAUCCUCCCUUCUACAAGGUGGGAUCUCCUGCAAGUCUGAGAGGACUGACCAUCCCCGAAUUCAACGACGCGGUCCACACGAUCGGAAGUUGGCUCGUUGACUGGCUCUAUUCAUUAGACCCAUAUAAUCCGUCAGGCUAUGCGCCGAAUUUCCUCACCUCAUUCAUCAGAGUCGCAUCGUUGGCCUUCGCUUUUUAUCCCGAGGUCGCCCGCUUACAGAUUCCACGUGUCCGAUGCGUCUCGGCAUAUAGGCCAGAGAUGUUGAUGAGGCAGCACGCUAGCGAUGCGACCUAUGUUAUUCACGAUCUAAUCAAGUUCAUGGAAAACGAGACCCAGGCGUCCCUCUCAAGAGGAAUCCUCUUUACAUACCACGUUCUUCAAAAACAGGUUCCUAUUGAUGUGGUGGUCCUCUGCAAUUUCCUCGACUUCCUGUGCGGAUUGCUGGUGAUGUGUACUCAUUUCCGAUAUAACACCCUUCAUGAUGUAACGCUUCCCAAGAGCUGGAUUAUUCGGCUUUCGGGUAACCUCCACAAGUUGAAAGAUAGGGACACGCGUCUGGUGCAUGUGUAUAUCAGACCUAUGGCGGAGUUACUCAAGCAAAUGUACACAGGAGAAAAUGCAGAUCAUCUUCUUUACGAGUCUCGCAAUUUAUCAACGAUUACUUGGCGAGUCAGGAAUAUGUUUGUUGCACGUAUUUGCAAGAACCUCUGUCUGCUUGGGUAUAAUAGUAGACUUGACUGGUUACGUAAGGACAUAUUGGCUAUUGUGACCUCCUUACGGAAGCAUAUGCGCGGAUCUGAUCCCCUUCUUGAAAGAUAUAUUUCUGCGCGCUUGUGGGACCAUCUCGCUCGUGAAGUCCGCCAGAACUCUGCGGCCAAUACUUCGCUGGACGAGAUGAUCCAGAUCCACGAGGCAAGUCGGACGUCAGGACAAUUGCCCACCUUCCCGAACGUACGUCACAUUGUGUACAACACGAUCGACGAAAUUCCUAUUCUGCUGGCUUCCGGUGCCACUUCGCUUCCCAAGGCGGAGUUGAGACGCGACGCGACGCCAUUCCCGCAGUCUCACGAAGCCAACGAAACGCAGGUGAACGGUAUGAUGAUACCAGCCGUCUCGACGGCACCGUCACCCGACGAUGUGUACACUGCUGGUGACGAGGAUAUCGAUACGGAAGACGUGGGUGCCGAAGAUAUGAAGCCGGAGGAAGAGUUUGACGGGGCGGAUGUGGUGAUAUCGGCGGAGGACAGCCAGAUGAACGCGGUCUCGAUGCAGCCAUCGGAGCAAGAGCUCAAGGCUGCGCUCACCUUGCUCACUGUCUAUCGGGCCUACGUCCUGCGGCGCACGCGGCGUGAGCAGGAGCGCUCGAUGAAGGCCAUCCACGCGCUCAGGCGCCGUGUCAUCGCUUCCUUCCACAUAGCGUCGAAAGACAUGGAGUGGCCGCACAGGUACUAUCGCAUGCUCUUCCUGGGGCCCAUACCGCAUGCGGUGAUCUGUCUGGAGCUGUUGCACGCCCAUUUGGCCGAGGCGAAGAGUAGCGCUAAAAAGCGACUCAACAUUGCCAUACACCACGAUCUCGAGGCUGUCAAGGCUGGUCUCACCGAAAUAGUGCAAUUGGUGAAGGGAUCUCAACGCUUGAAGGAGGCGCUCAAGCCCGACGCGGACCUCCAUAAGCGGCGCGACAUUGAGCAGCUCAAGAAAUAUGUGGUCGAGGUCAGGGAAUUGGCGCGGCGCAUGUCAACGAAGGAUUGGCAGGACGAUAUGGAGCUGGCAUACAAAGGGAUCGUCGAACCGAGGCAGCCGCCGGCGAAGAAGCCUAAGCCCGAGUUGAACGUCGAUGAUGAGAUUGACGAUGAGUAUAUGUGA